Messenger RNA from Colletotrichum spaethianum, 1608 nucleotides. RefSeq names its product putative N-acetyltransferase. Gene Ontology annotation, biological process: protein deubiquitination; mRNA processing; spliceosomal complex assembly. NCBI's taxonomy places the organism in Eukaryota, Fungi, Ascomycota, Sordariomycetes, Glomerellales, Glomerellaceae. The transcript has a single exon. The coding region runs from base 1 to 1608 and encodes 535 amino acids. The record is from RefSeq and is a predicted model, not a curated record. Gene Ontology annotation, molecular function: zinc ion binding; cysteine-type deubiquitinase activity.
AUGACACACAGGAAACGCCAUGCAGAAGAGCCUCUCGAUGAGCUUGCUGGUAUAGACUCUCCUGCCUCCAAGCGUUCGAGAACCGUCGACUCCCUCAUCUCGAAUGGAUCCCUCGAAAAUGGCCAUGAUGGCAAUGCAACACCCACAAACGAACCACAACCUGCCGACGACAGCGACGUCGACGAAGAAACACCCCUCCAGGUUCCGACUCGCCAAUCGGCGCCGACAGAUGGCUAUGACGACCUCUACCUUGACACGAUAGACCGCAACGUGCUCGAUUUCGAUUUCGAGAAGCUGUGCUCCGUUAGCCUGUCCAACAUCAACGUUUACGCGUGUCUCGUAUGCGGGCGCUACUACCAGGGCCGCGGGCCGAAAUCGCAUGCCUAUUUCCACGCCCUCGAUGAGAACCAUCACGUCUUCAUCAACAUGCAGACGCAGAAGGUGUACGUGCUCCCCGAGGGCUACGAGGUCAAGUCUAAGUCGCUCGAUGACAUCAAGUUUGUGUCGGAUCCACGGUAUACGAAACAGGAAGUCGCCGUGCUUGACAAGCCGCCACUGCGUGCCUCGUUCACGCUGGCUGGCAAGGAGUACGCGCCGGGGUUUGUGGGCAUGAACAACCUCAAGGAAAACGACUACCUGAAUGUCGUUGUGCAGGCUCUUGCGCACGUCGUGCCAUUGAGAAAUUUCUGUCUCCUGGAGGAUUUAUCAUCGCGAUCGGAAUUGGCGAAGCGUUUUGGCAUUUUGGUGCGCAAGAUUUGGAACCCGCGCGCCUUCAAGGCACAUGUGUCCCCGCACGAACUGCUCCAGGAGAUCUCGCUGCUGUCGAAUAAGCGGUACACUCUGACGGCGCAGUCCGAUCCGGUGGAGUUUCUAUCGUGGUUUCUGAACAACCUGCAUCUGGGGCUGGGUGGGUCAAAGACGAAACCUGGGAGCUCUGUUGUUCAGCGGAUCUUUCAAGGCAAGCUCAAGGUUGAGUCGCAGGCGAUCACAGCGAGGGCUGAUGCGGGCGAUCGCCUGCGGUUUGAAGAUGCCGCUGUCUCGGUGGCAACAUCACGGUUUAUGUUUUUGACCCUUGACCUCCCCGCAGCGCCUCUCUUCCAAGACGAACUCGAGAGGAAUAUCAUCCCGCAGGUGCCCCUGACAACAAUUCUAUCGAAAUACGACGGCAUUCACGCGCAGGAGCACCUCGCACAACGCAAGCGGUAUCGCCUGCUGCACCCCUUGCCCCCAUACCUCGUCCUCCACGUCAAACGCUUCAGUCAGAACAAAUUCGUCUCGGAGCGCAACCCCACGAUCGUCACGUUCGACCCGCGGGGGCUCGAUGUAAGCCCAUAUGUGGAGCCGAACCCAGGCGAAUGGCCGCCUGGCGAGCCCAUCUGGUACGACCUCGUCGCCAAUGUUGUGCACGAGGCCGUCCGCGCCAAGGAAGAUGUCGCGGAUAGCGGAGAGGAGCGCAAGACUUGGAAGGUGCAGCUUAAGGACAAGGGACGCGACGAGUGGGUGUCGUGUCAAGAUUUGUUCGUUGAGAAGGUGCAGAGCGAGCUGCUGUACCUUGGCGAGACGUAUUUACAGGUUUGGGAGAGGCGGAGGACGCCAAAAAGGGCGUGA